Molecule: messenger RNA, 1008 nt
Organism: Acaulospora morrowiae
Lineage: Eukaryota; Fungi; Glomeromycota; Glomeromycetes; Diversisporales; Acaulosporaceae
Source: the annotation of a GenBank genome assembly
AUGGAUAAAUCGCAAGCGAACAAUGACAAUUCGGACUCUCAACAACAACCGAAUUCUGAACAGGCUCCAGAACCUAAUCCUCCACCGCAAAGCCAACCACCACAAACGCACUUACCUCCGUCCACCCCAUCCAAACCGCCACGUUCACAACGACAUCGAUCUCAUGAACACAUUAAAACCGACAGGCUUUACACGCCGCAACUUAAGUUUACAAACUUUUCCGCGCAAGCACCGAUAGUAACAAAAUAUGUAACCUCAAGAUUCCUGAGACAUGAUGUUUCAUACUUUAAGAGGGAGGCAGAGCAAGAAGGUUCAAAGGUUAUAGUCAUCCAUCCUGGAUCAAGAUAUCUCAGAAUUGGACACGCUUACGAGGCUUUUCCCUAUGUAGUACCGCAUGUGAUUGCACGAAAAAUAAAAGUCGAGAGUCAAGACGAAAAGGACAAAAUGAGUAUCGAUAUCAAUAAAGAGGAGAAUGAAAGAGACGAUGAGGAUGCGAAAGAAUCGCACGCGAAGGAAAAUGAUGAGUCGAUGAAUGAGGAUGUUGAUCCUAAGUCGGAAUCUCCAGGGAAUUGGUCGGGUUCUGCGGGAUCCUCUGGUGCAGCCGAAGAAAUAGAAGAAGAAGAUGAGGAACAAUUUAAAAACGUGGUGAAUGAAAUAAAGAAGGAGUUAAAGGACAGAAUGAAAAAUUCAAAACGUCGACCGGUAGCCAAUGCGCAAACACAGGUUUUCUCCUUUAACAAGGCAUCUCAUCCAGAAACGAUUGCGGAUCAUAAUGACCCUUACAAGGUUGACUGGACGGUGAUCGAUGAAGAUGCCGAGUACUAUGUUGGAGAAAAGGCACUUCGACUUUCUGAUCCAGAAAAUACUUUUAAAUUAUUCUAUCCAAUACAACACGGUGAAUUUAAUAGCAGGGAUUACAAUUCCAUAAAAGCAGUUGUCGGAGAUUUAGAGACCAUUUGGACCGAGACUAUCCGAGAAAAACUUGGAAUAUCACCAAAAAAAUUUUAA